Messenger RNA from Didymella exigua CBS 183.55, 760 nucleotides. Its product is annotated as DUF427-domain-containing protein. The coding region runs from base 272 to 574 and encodes 100 amino acids. Lineage: Eukaryota; Fungi; Ascomycota; Dothideomycetes; Pleosporales; Didymellaceae. The transcript has 2 exons. The record is from RefSeq and is a predicted model, not a curated record.
CGAUCCCGGACCAUCUCCGCGCCCCCUCACAACCUUGGAGACAGGACAUGCGAUGACGCACUCGCCGUAUCGAUAACCCCGCACUCCGCACGCAGUAACAGUGACGACCACCACGCUCAUCCAGAACCACAAAAGGCGUCAAGUCGUAGUCUGUAGUCCGUAGUCUGCCUCCCCACAGCCCUCACCCUCAACUCACUCCCUCACCCUCAACUCACUCCCUCAUCCUCAACCCACUUCCUCACCCACCAAUCCCCCAAUCCCAAUCCGCACAAUGCCCCAUGCAACAGCAACCAUCAACGGCAUCGAAGUCGCGCGCUCAGACACCUGGGAGGUGGUUGACGGAAACAUAUAUUUCCCGCCCGAGUCGAUUGAGAAGUCGCACUUCUCGCCCACCGACACGUCGACGCACUGUCCUUACAAGGGCGAUGCGAGCUACUACACUGUGACGACAGGGAAGACAGAGGUCCGGGAUGUGGCAUGGUACUACCCCGAGCCGAAGGCAGGCAUGGAGCGGAUUAAGGGGUUUGUCGCAUUCUACAAGACCAAGGGCGGUGUCACGGUGGGCGUGGAGUAGGAGUAGGUAGUGCGAUGCUUUAGCUGUGCCAGGUGCCUGCACUGCUGUGUGACUACAGACUGUAUGCCGUCUACUUUGUAAUUCCACUGGAGUAAAGAACCACUAAGGUGGUAGAAGUUAGCGGUGGCGCGGAUGGCUAUUAGUCCGAGCCAAUAGCAGAUGGCAAAUCCACACCUUAUCCACGGC